Xyrauchen texanus (razorback sucker) is the source of this 4444-nucleotide messenger RNA. RefSeq names its product calcium-binding protein 39. Gene Ontology annotation, biological process: intracellular signal transduction. Bases 205 to 1230 code for a protein of 341 amino acids. Gene Ontology annotation, molecular function: protein serine/threonine kinase activator activity. NCBI's taxonomy places the organism in Eukaryota, Metazoa, Chordata, Actinopteri, Cypriniformes, Catostomidae. The transcript has 9 exons. The record is from RefSeq and is a predicted model, not a curated record.
UGUAGCCUGAAUACACACACACACACACAUACACACACAUAUACACGCUCACACGGUUGUCCGCACAAAACUAUCUAACAAAUAACACAUCAAACUAUAAUAUCCCAGGAUUUGCGCUUGUAUUCAACCAGACAAGACCGAAGGAGACCCAAAUAAGUAUCACAGGUGGGCUCUGCUGCCUGGUUGCCCUGGUAACGUUUUGCCAUGCCGUUCCCUUUCGGUAAGUCUCACAAGUGUCCAGCGGACAUUGUGAAGAACCUGAAGGACAACAUGACCAUUCUGGAGAAACAGGACAUCUCUGAUAAGAAGGCUGAGAAGGCCUCUGAGGAGGUUUCCAAAUCUCUGCUGGCGAUGAAGGAUAUUCUUUACGGCACUAAUGAGAAGGAGCCGCAGACAGAAGCCGUGGCUCAGCUCGCUCAAGAGCUCUACAAUAGUGGUCUGCUCAGCACACUCAUCGCAGACCUGCAGCUUAUUGACUUUGAGGGCAAGAAAGAUGUGGCACAAAUCUUUAACAAUAUUCUGAGACGUCAGAUCGGCACACGGACACCCACUGUGGAAUACCUGUGUACACAACAGAACAUACUGUUCAUGCUGCUUAAAGGAUACGAGUCUCCUGAUAUCGCUCUGAACUGUGGAAUAAUGCUGAGGGAAUGCAUUCGGCACGAGCCACUGGCCAAGAUCACCCUCUGCUCUGAGCAGUUCUACGAUUUCUUUAGAUAUGUGGAGAUGUCCACCUUCGACAUUGCCUCGGAUGCAUUCGCCACAUUUAAAGAUUUGUUGACGAGACACAAACUGCUUAGCGCUGAGUUUCUGGAGCAGCACUAUGAUAGAUUCUUCAGUGAAUAUGAGAAGCUUCUUCACUCAGAAAACUACGUCACUAAGAGGCAGUCACUAAAGCUUUUGGGAGAGCUGCUUUUGGACCGGCACAACUUCACUAUAAUGACGAAGUACAUAAGCAAACCAGAGAACAUCAAACUCAUGAUGAAUCUACUGAGAGACAAAAGCCGCAACAUCCAGUUUGAGGCCUUCCAUGUCUUUAAGGUGUUUGUGGCCAAUCCGAACAAGAACCAGCCCAUUCUCGACAUCUUGCUGAAGAACCAGACCAAACUAAUCGAGUUUCUAAGCAAGUUUCAGAACGACCGCACCGAGGAUGAGCAAUUCAGUGACGAGAAGACCUAUCUAAUUAAACAAAUCCGUGACCUCAAGAGGCCAACCCCGCAGGACGCCUGAAAAUGAUGAAGAAUGUAAAAUAAAUGCAUAGGGAAUGUCUAGACAACGUUUAGGCAAUGUCUGGACAAUGUUUGGCUCUCAGGAAAGUUGAGUGGCCACAGCAACAGGCAAGUUUGAACAGUUUAGCAGGAAAUGUUAAAUACCAUUUGAGCUCAGUCGGUGAGAAAUUUAACGAGGAGGAUGAAGAAGGGUCUUGCUUCGCUAGACAUACAACCUCUCCCCAACAAUGUUUUAUUCUCAUGUUUAAUGAAAACGAGCUAAAUGAACAGAAAAGACAGAAUUAGAUGCUGCUGCAUUGUUGCACAUAAAGAAGUGGAGGGAUUUUGUACCUUGCACACAAACAUGCACACUCAAAUGUCUCUAUGCUAAUUAACCCAUAAGAUGCAAAAGGAGUUUAGUAAUUGUACUGAUGAAUUCAAGGAAAUUGAUAUGUGAAAAGCACUUUGCAUAUCCCUUAUCAUUUACUUGCAUCAUUUACUCACUCUGCCCUACUAUGCGAGUUGCAAAGGUUGCAUUUGAGGUAAAACUGUGAUGCAUACAACAUGCUUUGAACAUGUUUGUUUGUGUGAGAGGUUAAGUAUACAUACAAGUUGUGUAUCCUGGGUGAGGGACUGGACAUGUACAUAGGCUCUUUCAUCUUCCCUUUUUGUUUUGGCUUUGUAGAAUUCUUUGGACAUUCACAUCUCAGCCUGAAAGAUGUUUUCUUAUUGUUAUUAUUUACUUUGAAAAAUGUUUGGAAAUGUGUUGACUGUGUGGAUUUGUUGAUGGUUAGUGUUGUGACUGUGCUGUGGCAGCUGUUGACCCGGAUUUGACCACAUUCUUUUACUUUCAUUAUGACCAAGUUUUGUACCCUAACUACUCUAGCUUUCAGUAGCAUGACAAUAACAGCCCAGUAUAACCAGUAGUCCUACUUUGGCAGUAUGAUACAUUUUGAACAAUCAAUUUGACCCUUGUUUAGAUAAAUUAGGAAGAUGCGUCCAGGUCGCAUUUCAGCCUAAAAUAAAAAGGAAAAGAAUCAGUAAAAUGUUGCAUGAAGAAAAUGAAGCUUAUUUUAGGAGCACUAGGAUAUUUAGCGUAAAAAAAAUAUUUUUUCAUGGCAAUUAAGAACAUUUCCCCAGCAAAUUCUCAUUGCUGUAAUGCAUCCAAAUCUUUUACUUAUUAUUUGUUUGUUUUGUUGUAAUUUUGUAAUCCCUUUUUGUCUCAGUGUUAAUCCUCUUUAGAUUCUCAUAAGUGUAUUUUGCUAUAAAAAAUAUUGUAAUGCAUUAAAUAUAAUUAUUGUAAUUAAAUUUAAAUGCAAUGCAACAUAUACCAAUUUGAGAUAUAAAUGCUCUAUGUACAAUAUAUUGUAUACAAUAUAUAAUAAUACAUUAUUCCUAUUUUCCUUCAAGUAUAUUAUGCAUCAUGGAUAUUCGAAUUGGAUGGGGAAAAUGUGCUUAACUGUCUAAAAUGAUGUCACAAUGCAAAAGGUUUUAAAGGUCCAAAAUAGGCUUCAUUUUGAAUGUAAUAUUUUUAUUUUUUAUUUUGGGGUGAAAUAUGGCCCUGACAUGCUCCUGAUGAUUUUUGUGAGAAACGUGGCUCAAGCUCAGAUAUUGUCCUUCUUUACAAUAGGUAUUUAUUGGGGUAAAAAAAACAAAUGCAGUGUGAAAUAAUAGUAGAGGUUAAACUGAAAUCGUUGUAUGUAAUUUAGCAUCUUAAGUCCAUAUUAACACCAACUGGUGGUGGCUGGAGGAAACAGCAAAGUGAGCAGCCACACCCUUUUUAGACUUUUUAAGAACUCAGUAAGAUAAGUGUUAAUGCCUUGUUAUAUGCAGUACUGGGGUUAAAACGGUUGUCCGCAGAAAGUUUUUGUAGGAAAGUCACCUAAUAAUGAAAAUUAUGUCAUGUGGAUCCAAACCUGUGUGAUUUUCUUUGGGACACAAAAGGAAGUGUUAGGUCGAAUUUUACAUCCUCAAUUAAAUCCUCAGCUUCAUUAUAUUUAAAAAGAUACAAUGAAAAUGAUUGGGGAAUGAGGCUGUCAAUCUGCCUAGCAUUUCCUUUUGUGUUCCACAGUCAGAUGAGUUUGGAACAACAUGAGGGUGAGUAAGUAAUGAGACAAUUUUCAUUUUUGAGUGAACUUUUUCUUUAAAUACCACACAUAUUUAAAACUGAUGUGUAAAGCAUUACUGCUUUGUCUUACAUUGUGUGCAUUGUGCUUGCCAGAAACACUUAAUACACUACCAUCAGAGAAUGCAACUGUUAUUCAUAAGGAUAACUUUCUUAAUUUUAAAUGCUGAAUUUUUGCCCAUAAAACUUGUUCUACAGAAAGUUUACAGUUAUGUUUUGAGCAACAGGGAUUGGCAUGCCUAUUAAAGUAUUUUAAUUUAGCGAACAAAAAGAUAGAACCAAAAGUAGCAUAAAGCUGUAAGUUUUUUAUAUCUCUGCAUAUCUUGUUAUAUGGUGACUGGUAGCGCACCAUAAUAAGUGAUUUAGUCUGCAUCUGUGAUAUAGGCCAGACUAGACUCUUUCAUUGGCACAUGUAACGACAGCCAAUCAGGGCCAUCUUUGCUUAACAUCAUAAUGGGCCAAGAGCAUUAAGAAUUCUGAGAAUAAGAAAACUUUUCUUGCAAGUAAGUGCAUGUUUCUAUUUUGCAGUCUUAUUAGAGUUAACAUUGAUGUCUGAUAGACAGGCUUGGUACCUAUUGGCCCUGUUUCUGUUCAAUUAAACAGACCAGUCUAACCAAUGUAGAAACCCACCCAAAGAAUAAGACCUGGGGGUAUGGGCACAGAAAUGGUGGGAAUUUCAUUGGAAUUGUCAAUCAGUAGCCAGACUAAUAGUUGGAAAUAAAGUUUGCAAAACUAGAAAUGUUUCCACAGUUGUCUUUUUUUUUUUGCUAAUUGUCUUUUUAAUCUGUCUGUCUGUUUAUAUAUCUAUGUAAGCUAUAAUUGUUCUACAGUAACCAUAGUUUCACCAUGGUAUUUGUAGUAAGACUGUAGCAAUCACAAAAUUAACCAUGGUUACUGCAGCCAUGGUCACUAAAAUAUCACUAUAGUAAAAACAUCGUUUCUACAUGGAUACUGUAGUAAAAUCAUGGUUAACUGUAUCAAAAACGGUUUUGCCCAAAAAACCAUGGGUACUACAAUGUUACUAUAGUAAAACCAUGGUUAAUUAUCGUAAGGAAAACUAUAUUUCUCUAUAUCUAACUGUAUAGAUGUUAUAUAUUUUUUAUAUAACUAC